AUGAACAGCUCCAAUGUCACCCUGCACUCUGAGUUCAUCAUUGUGGGAGUGCCAAGCCUGCAGGAGCACUACAAUGCACUCUUCAUUGUCUUCCUCAUCCUCUUCCUGGCCACCUUCCUGGACAAUCUCCUUAUCGUUCUGUUGGUAAGCCUGGACCACCGACUCCAUUCUCCCAUGUUCAUCCUGCUGUGGAACUUGUCCCUCUCAGAUAUUUGUCUGACGACAACCAUUAUACCAAAGUUAUUAGAGGUUCUGCUGGGACAUGGCAGCAGUAUUUCCUUCCCAGGCUGUUUUGCACAGAUGUAUUUUUUUAUCUCAUUUGCUGCUGUUGAAGAGUUCCUUGUUGCAGCCAUGGCUUAUGACAGAUAUGUUGCUGUAGUGAAACCACUGCAUUACAACACCAUCAUGAGCACCAAUGUCUGUAUUACAAUGGCAGCCAUAGUCUGGGUGCUGGGCUUCCUUGCACCUCUUUUGUCAGUAGUAUUGGCAAGCACUUUGCCAUUCUGUGGAUCAAAUUAUGUCUUGCACAUUGUCUGUGACUACCCCACUGUGAUGUCAUUGGCCUGUGGUGAUGUUACAGGUCAAGUCAAUUAUACCUUGAUAGUCGCCAUGAUUGUAAUCUAUAUCCCCUUUCUCUAUGUCCUAUGGACAUACUGCAGAAUUGUGUGGUCAGUGAUAAAAAUGAAAACUGUGGAGAGCCGUCAAAAGGCCUUCUCAAUGUGCUCUUCACACAUGACAGUGGUCUUCCUGUACUAUGUAUCUGCUGCUGUGGUCUAUAUUGGGUUGAGAGUGGAAAGUAUCCCCCCAGAAGGACGCAUCUUCAUUGGUGCAGUGUACUAUUUCCUCACCCCUUUGCUCAACCCCAUCAUUUACAGCUUAAGUAAUGAAAAAAUCAGGGCAGCAGCUUACAGAUACUUCAGACUACAGGCUCACUGCAAUAUAAAGAAUACUGUCUACCCAAGUCCAUAA
Messenger RNA from Lepisosteus oculatus (spotted gar), 969 nucleotides. Its product is annotated as olfactory receptor 1E16-like. NCBI's taxonomy places the organism in Eukaryota, Metazoa, Chordata, Actinopteri, Semionotiformes, Lepisosteidae. The record is from RefSeq and is a predicted model, not a curated record. Gene Ontology annotation, biological process: G protein-coupled receptor signaling pathway. Gene Ontology annotation, molecular function: G protein-coupled receptor activity; olfactory receptor activity. Gene Ontology annotation, cellular component: membrane.